AUGUGCUUAGAUGAAGAUGCUACAUUUUUCAUUAAGAAUAACACGCAAAAACAGGAAGAAAUGAGAAGGUGUGGGAGAUCUAGGGACGACGUCGACAAGGCUUGGGCAGGAAACAGAAGGCCGGCCAGUUUCAAUAACACAGCGAGUGAUUCUGCUCUGUGUGCACCCAAAAGAGCACGCCAAAUAUAUCUAUCUAGAGCCGUGGCGUUCGUAAGAAAGUCCAGCAGACUUGUGCAAUUCAUUUUGCCAACAUGGGCUGAGAAAUUGUCAUGGUUUCCGCAGCAAAAAGUGAAGUUAGCACAGCUGCCGACCCCCAUACACCAGUGGAACAUUCCUGGCAUACCAUCUACAUUUUCUCUCCACAUCAAGAGAGAUGACCUGACAGGCAGUACUCUGUCUGGUAACAAGGUGCGGAAGUUAGAAUUUCUCCUUGCAGAUGCCUUGAUCAAUAAUUGCAAGCAUGUGAUCACUUGUGGUGGGAUUCAAUCCAAUCAUGUCAGAGCAACAGCCGUGGCUGCAGCUCAGCUUGGAAUGCAGAGCCAUCUGUUGCUAAGAGGAGAUGUCAAACAUGAAGAGGACAUAGGGUUUGAUGGCAACGUGUUGUUGAAUAGACUUUGUGGGGCAGAAAUGUAUAUUGUACCAAGGAAGUCUCCUUACCUUACUCAUCUCAAACCAAAGAUGGAGAAAAUUGCCAAUCAAAUAAAAGACGAGAGAGGAGAAAAUUCAUAUCUCAUACCAGUAGGAGGAUCUAAUGUUGUUGGACUGUUUGGGUACAUAACGGCUUUCCAGGAAAUGAUUUCCCAGGGUAUCCAGAGAGAUUUUGAUGACAUUGUCUUUGCCUGUGGCAGUGGAGGCACAGCUGCAGGCCUGGCAUUGACCAACUACCUCACUGGCUCCAGGCUGAGGAUUCAUGCAGUUAUAGUCAGUGAUGACCCAAAGUACUUCCAUGACCACAUUAAUGAGACCCUAGAGGCUACUGGUAUUACAGAUACCAAAUCCUGUGACAUUGUUGACAUUAUAGAUGGCUACAAGGGGAAGGGAUAUGGUUUAUCUACAGAAGAGGAGCUAGAGUUCAUACUGGACGUGAGCACCUCUACUGGGAUCAUGCUGGACCCUGUAUACACUGGGAAGGCAGUGAGAGGACUGGUCAGGGAGUUGACCACUCAGCCAGGCAGGUUCAAGGGAACAAGGAUCCUGUUUCUUCAUACUGGAGGCGUCUUUGGCUUAUUUGAUGGACGAAUGGCUGGUACUUUGAAGGUUGAUAAAAGAACAAGUAAAAUCAAGCUGUGGAGAUCCUGACGGAGGUCUAGAGAAGAUGCCAUAUUGGUAUUGAAACGAGAAGUUUGGCAGUUGGACAAGUAGGAAAAAUUAUCAUUCCAGGCAUUAUUUGCAUUCUUAUGGUGUUAUAGAUAUAUACAGGCAAAAGAUUUGUCUGAUUUUUACCAGAAUUGUAUUUCAAAAUUCAGUGCAUGGUUUAUGUUUCUGAUUGCAAAGAAAUGGUACAAACAGUGAAGCCAUUUUUAUGGCUAUAUGUCCAAAAAAAAUGUUAUAUUGAUCAUGUUAGCAGGUAUCUGUCAUAGACAUUGUCUACUUCUGGAAGUUAUGUAUUUAUGCUUCAAAAAAGGUAAAAAUCCUUGUAUCCUAUUGCUUAAGAUUGAAUUAAGUUUGAGAUAUAAUUUUGUUUAAUACUUCUGAUUUAGCUAAAACAAAAUGUAUGCCUACUUCGUUGCAUGUUAAUGCAACGUCAGCCUUGCCAUCCCAUCUUACAGUGCCUAAAAGAAAAGGGAGUAUCACAAAUACGAGAGAAAACUGAUCAGUUUUUCUGCAGUUUUCUUUUUUUCUUAUUUCAAAAGUACAUUGUCUAAAAGAAAUGGGAAUAUCACAAAUAGGAGAG
Molecule: messenger RNA, 1894 nt
Organism: Lingula anatina
Lineage: Eukaryota; Metazoa; Brachiopoda; Lingulata; Lingulida; Lingulidae
Molecular function (GO): D-cysteine desulfhydrase activity
Source: RefSeq, a predicted model, not a curated record